Molecule: messenger RNA, 1379 nt
Organism: Hypoxylon fragiforme
Lineage: Eukaryota; Fungi; Ascomycota; Sordariomycetes; Xylariales; Hypoxylaceae
Product: Translin
Exons: 4
Coding region: 257-994 (245 amino acids)
Biological process (GO): RNA metabolic process
Cellular component (GO): nucleus; cytoplasm
Molecular function (GO): single-stranded DNA binding; RNA binding; sequence-specific DNA binding
Source: RefSeq, a predicted model, not a curated record
UCUACGCCGAUUGCAGAUAUUUAGUGAUGUCUUCGUAGUUGUGACGGCAAUCCCAACCUCGUAAUUGGGUACAUGUGGUUGCUGUUCCCCAAGUGGUUAUUAUUGAUAGUAACCAGGCAUCAUCGGGCCUUCCUAGUGUUUGCUCCGCUCUUCAUCAUCCAAAGGUUGCGUUCUGACAUUCAAACGGAAAAAAGAAAAAACUUUGAUUCUUCAUAUUUGCACCACAAACGUACCUACCCCUCGUAAUUCAUUCAAAAUGGCCAAUGACGGACCUUCCAACAUGAUAGACCCGUCUAUUUUUGACUACCUCAAGGCUCAUGGUGAGGAGGAGCUUGAGGUUGGCGACCAGCUUCACAAGAUUACCGCUGCCUUGAACCGCCACGUCUCAACAUGUCAAGGCCUUCUUAGCCGCAUUCACUCGACGCCCAGCUCCAAGUUGGCACCGCUCCUGCAGCAGGUAGAACAUGAAGGUAUCAAGCCUGAGAUCGAUAGCGUCGGCGAGCUAGCUCAGUUUGCUUCCAAAUACCCUUACUACAAGUAUAAUGGUAGAUGGGCUCGUAGUAUUCAGAAUGUCGUCACCACCAUUCUAUUGACCGGAUGGCUGGGCGGCUUGGGGACUGAGUCCCGACCAGGCGAGCUGGGUCGCCUUCUUACUAUCGAGGAGGUCGGACAGAUCCUCAAAGUACCAGUCAAUCUCAAGGAUAGGGAUGCAUUCCACAUCACCAUCGAAGAAUACAUCCUAGCCCUGACGGACAUCACCGAGGAGCUCAGCCGUCUGUCGAUGAACUCGGUGACGAUGGGCGACAUCGACUUGACGGUUCGAAUCAGCGGGUUCAUCAAGGACUUGUUUGCUGGCUUCCAGUUGCUCAACCUCAAGAACGAUAUUGUCCGCAAGCGAGUCGAUGCUGUCAAGUAUCACGUCAAGAAGGUCGAAGAUGUCAUUUAUGACUUGUCACUACGAAACCUGAUCCCUAAGAAUGAGGCAGGCUCUUGAGACCAUGGCUCUAGGCACCGUUAUGGCAUUUAUAUACCUACAUGCAACAACUUGAUCAUUUGAAAAUCAUGUGUACUGUUUACCUAGGUAUUUAGUUACUUUACUCAUGAGGUCUAUUUAGGCGGAAAUAUCAUCAUGUCCUUACGACAGGCUUCUCUAUAGGAAUCUAGACAUGUCUAGCUUAGCAGUAAGGCCAUAUCUACUCAUUGAGUACUGGACGACUAAAAUCUUGACCAUCAGCUAAAAAUCAGUUUAAAUACAGCAGCUUUUCAAAAUUCAUGCAGGUGCUAUUGCAGCCAUUGUAUUGUAUGUAUUGUACCUAGAAAUUUAAUUUAGUUAAGCUUUUAUUAGCACAUCAAUUACUACCGAUAAGCGUUGUUAUCAG